UCUCUUCCCUUAUUUGUAUGGAAUCUCUAGCAAAAUUCCAGUAAUUCACACACAUCUUCUAAUUCGCUUUUGUCAACCUCUUUAUUAAUUGGCACAACCCGUGAUGGCAAUAUAAAUAGCAAAACCACCAGCAACACCACCCUUUGUCCACGAGAGAAAGAAAUCAAUCACAUCCUAUCCAAAUUCAAAUCACGAAGAACAAGUAAAAAGGAAGAGAUGGGAAAUGCUAUGGGGAGUAAAAAAGCAAAGGUGAUGAAAAUAGACGGUGAAACGUUCAAGCUCAAUACUCCAGCAAGAGCAAACGACGUCGUUAAGGACUACCCUGGACAUGUUCUCUUGGACUCUCACGCGGUGAAAAACUUCGGGCCUCGGGCCAAGCCACUUGAGCCUGACUACCAGCUCAAGCCCAAGAAGAUUUAUUUUUUGGUGGAGUUACCCAAGGUUAAGCCCGAACCAUUAGUAACGAGGAGGGUGCGAUCCAGUGGAAUCCGUGGCAUGAACGCCCAGGAUAGGCUUGAUUUCUUGAUGCUGUCGAAACGCUCCGUUUCGGACCUUACCAUGGUGAAGCAUGGGCCCAAGCCAGAAAAUGGUGGGCCCACGAGGGUCAAAAUGAGGCUGCCCAAGGCCCACUUGGAGAGGCUUAUGGAGGAGAGCCACGACGGGAGCGAGGUGGCGGAGAAGAUCAUAAGUUUGUAUAUGGGGAAUAAUGCCCCCGUGGACGGCGGCGGCGCAACGGUGGAGGCCCAAAAAGAGGUUCACAAUCGCAAGCCACGAAGGAAACGGGUGAGUUUCAGCCCAGUGGAACAAGCAGAAAUUCAUGAAGAAUCAGCAGCACCACAACAGUCACUAGUUUAUAGCAGUCCUUCCAGAUAGUCAUUUAUGCAGAAGCAAGCCAUUAUUUAUAUGUUAGGUGCUUCUAAUGCAAUUUAAUUUUGCCCUAAAAUCUGUAGCCUAUAUAUUGAUAGACAUGUCUAUACAUUUAUACAGUAGUAGUGCUAGGACCAGAAGAUGCAAAUGUUGCUUCAAUGAUUCGCCCCAUUUGUAGUCAAAUGUGGAAAUAUAUUUUCUAGAGAUAAUGUGGAA
Molecule: messenger RNA, 1083 nt
Organism: Glycine soja
Lineage: Eukaryota; Viridiplantae; Streptophyta; Magnoliopsida; Fabales; Fabaceae
Exons: 2
Coding region: 217-873 (218 amino acids)
Source: RefSeq, a predicted model, not a curated record